AUGGAUUUUAUAAUGGCCACAGCAUUCGGCAUACAAUCAAAUUGUAUAAAACAGCCAAAUCAGGAAUUUAAGUAUUGGGGAAAACAAGUCUUCGGAGAGAUUACCGACAAAAUAAUAAUAUUAUCAAGAUUUUAUGAAUGUUCUUAUACAAUUGAUGGAGAAAGGAAAUAUGACAACAAAAAAGACGUUAUCUGCGAUUUAUCAGACGUAAACAAACUAACCAUAGCUGAAGCGGCUGCACAAGCUUUCGGUUUCUUUUUGGCUGGCUACGAAACAUCAGCCACAACAGCUUCGUAUUGUUUAUACGAAUUAGCUUGCAAUCCUGAUAUACAGGAUAAAGUUCGCACAGAAAUUGAUGAAUUAUUAGAAAAACAUGGUGAGAUAUCGUACGAGGCUGCAAAUGAAAUGAAAUAUUUUCAAAACGUAAUAAAUGAAACUUUAAGAAAAUAUCCCCCACUAUCCAUUUUAUUUCGGAAGUGCACUAGAGAUAUAGAUCUCUCAGAUACAGAUAUCCACAUUUCAAAAGAAACUAUAGUCGUUAUACCGGUGCUUGGAUUGCACCGCGAUCCAACUAUAUAUCCGGAUCCGGAUAAAUUUGAUCCGGAACGAUUCACCGAAGCCAAUAAAGCAACAAGGCACUCGUUUGCAUAUUUACCAUUUGGUCAAGGACCACGGAUGUGCAUGGGUAUGAAAUUAGCCUUCUUGCAAAUAAAGAUGGGACUUGCAAAACUGUUGUUGAAAUAUAAAUUCAAACCACAUCCAAAGACUUCAAUCCCGUUAACGUUAGAUAAAACGUCAGUUUUAAUAGUUGCCCCAAAAGGUGGAAUACAUCUAACCAUUGAGCAACGAUAACGGUCUUUGUUCAUUUUUCCUAAAAAGGUUCGAGAUAUUGUUAUAAAUAAUAUUUCAAAAUCUUUCUUGUAAUUAGUUUUAAGUAUUAUAAUACUACUUUGUACCAUAUAAUAAAAUGUUUCGUUAAUAUGUAAA
Molecule: messenger RNA, 987 nt
Organism: Solenopsis invicta (red fire ant)
Lineage: Eukaryota; Metazoa; Arthropoda; Insecta; Hymenoptera; Formicidae
Product: probable cytochrome P450 6a13
Exons: 5
Coding region: 1-852 (283 amino acids)
Molecular function (GO): heme binding; iron ion binding; monooxygenase activity
Source: RefSeq, a predicted model, not a curated record